Nerophis lumbriciformis (worm pipefish) is the source of this 1121-nucleotide messenger RNA. RefSeq names its product GTP-binding protein Rhes-like. The record is from RefSeq and is a predicted model, not a curated record. Lineage: Eukaryota; Metazoa; Chordata; Actinopteri; Syngnathiformes; Syngnathidae. Gene Ontology annotation, molecular function: G-protein beta-subunit binding; GTPase activity; GTP binding. Gene Ontology annotation, biological process: signal transduction.
AGGAGCGUGUUCCCUGGAUGACGCUGGAUGACGAACACAGCGUGUGGAGUGUGGGUGUAUAAAAGACCAAAAUGUGUUGAGCUCAGCGCACACAUGGGCAGACCAGCAAGAGUCUGAUACCCAUGUCUGACAUCCAACGCUGAACAAAGAUGAACACAAAGGAGAAGUUCCACCUUCCCGUUGAUGGCGUCUUGGAAAUGUUCAGCACCUUCGCCGGGCACCAGAGCCCCGCCCUCACACCCGUCCUGCGUCAACAGCACCCGAAGGUGUUGUCGAAGAGCGGCGUGGGUCUCCUGGGGACGGUCAAAGGGCGAUGGACGCAGCGGGACAGGAGAGCCUUGGAGAGCGUCUCCAGCGAGCCGCUCCCCCGCGGGUGUGCGGAGGUGGUCAAGCCCAGGAACCGUCACAGAAUUGUGGUGCUGGGCGCUCCCCGGGUGGGCAAGACCAACGUGGUGAGGCGUUUCCUGGGGGAAGACUUCCGGGAGCAAUAUGAACCCACGGCAGAGGACUUCCACAGGAAGUUGUUCCACGUGGGAGGGGAAACCUACCAGGUGGACAUUCUGGACGCCUCCAUAGAGAGAAACUUCCCGGCAAAACGGAGGCUCUCCAUCCUGACAGGUGACGUCUUCCUGCUGGUCUUCAGUCUGGACGACAGAGAGUCCUUGACCGAAGUCUGUGAGCUCCUCGGCGAGAUCCGAGCCGCCCAGACCAAGCUGCUCAAGUUCAAACGCCCGGCCAGGUUGCCGGCGCUGGUCUGCGGCAAUAAAUCCGACCUCCACGCUCAAAGAGCGGUCAGCAGGUCGGAGGUCACAAAGGCCCUGGCUCGCGACGUGGCCUUUGUGGAGACCUCGUCCAAGCACGGCACCGGGCUGGAGGCGGCGUUCAGGGAGCUGGCGGCCAUGGGCGGCCUGCCGGGCGAGACCGAGCCGUCCAAGCAUCAGCUGAUCUCCAUGGUGGCCUACCGCUCCUUGUGCGAGGGCCAGCGGGGCGGCGGGCGCGGUCGCACGCCCUGCGCCGCCGUGGACCCGUUGGUGCGCCGGCCCAGCUUCGGCAGCGACCUGCGACUGGUGCUUGGAUCAAGCGGCAAGGCCGACAAACCCGAGAGGUGUCAGAUUCAAUGA